Plasmodium relictum is the source of this 5040-nucleotide messenger RNA. Its product is annotated as ubiquitin-protein ligase, putative. Gene Ontology annotation, molecular function: ubiquitin protein ligase activity. The coding region runs from base 1 to 5040 and encodes 1679 amino acids. Lineage: Eukaryota; Apicomplexa; Aconoidasida; Haemosporida; Plasmodiidae. Gene Ontology annotation, biological process: protein polyubiquitination; ubiquitin-dependent protein catabolic process. The transcript has a single exon. The record is from RefSeq and is a predicted model, not a curated record.
AUGUUUAAUGGAGAAAGUAAAAAUAGAAGGAUUAACUUAAGUGGGAAAAAGCAGGUUAUAUUGAAUAAAGAUUGCUUUAUUGAAAAGGCUAAAAAAGAAAAAGAAAUAAAUCUAACUUUAGCAAAAAGAAGAAAUGCUAUUAAAAUUAUAACUUGCUUUGUUAGUUAUAAAAAAUAUGUAGAAAAUAGAAGAAAAGAAAUAGAUGAUGUUCUUUCGAAAAGAAUAAAUGAUAUAAUUUUAUUAGAGAAAAUAGUAUCACCAACUAUUUAUAGGCAAGCUUUGCAAAUAUGUUUAUAUGAAUUUUCAGUACAAUCUACUUUUCUUUAUUCAAAACUGAAUUGCUACAAUCACUAUAAGUGUAUGAACUUUGAUAACAUAUAUGCACCAAUAGGAAAAUUAUUAGAUAUACUAAAGUUAUAUAAUAAAGUAGAUAAUAUUGAUGAGGAUAAUAUAAUUACAAAUGACAAUAUAAAUCUGAAUAAUGAAACAAAUAAUGAAAAAAAAAAAAGUCAAUUAAAUAAUUAUAAUGAAAAUAAAAAUGACAGCUUUGAUGAAAAUAAAUAUAGAAAGUUAAAUAAAGAAAAUUCAGAAGAAAUUGUUAAAAAAAAAGAUAUCUGUAAUCCUGUAAUAAAAAAUAAAUUUUAUCAUAGACAUAAGAAAGAAAUAAAAAUUUUAAUAAACCAUUUGGAUAUUUUAUUAGGAAAUUACUACAUUUGUAAUCUAAAUAUAUAUAAUGAAUUUUAUAAAAAGGAAAAAACAGCAGAAAACGAAAGUUAUAUGUGCGAUUAUAGUAAUAAAAAAAAAAAAAAAAAAGAUACCAAUAUAAUUUCACAUUUGUAUUAUUUAUAUAAUUUUAUAUUAAAUAAUUCAUUUAAUGAGGAAUUGGCAAAAAAAAUAAGAAUGCAAGAAAAAAAUAAUAACAACAAUAAUAGUGGCAAUAUAGUAGUAUCAUUAAAAAAAAUUAGUGAAUACAUAAUUUUAAAUAUAGAAGGACUAAUUACUGUUAUAAAGAAAAUUUAUUUAUCUUACAAGGAUAAAAAUAUUAUUAUGUUUAAUUCUAAAAAACUAAUGAUAUAUAUAUGUGAUAUGAUAUUUUUGUAUUUUUAUAUAAUAAAAAUAAAAGGAAACGAUUUAAAAAAAGAUUAUAUAAUUGAUUUAAAGUAUAAAAUUAAUUUACUUUUAGAUUUUUUAUUAUUAAAUAUACCUUUUAUCAAAGACCAUUAUUACUUAUUUAUAUCUUUUUUUAAAUAUCAGAUUUAUGAAAUAUUUAUUUGCGAUAUCGAAUUAAAAAAUGAAUUAAAAAUAUUAAAAAAAUUAUUAAUAAUAAUAAUUAAAAACACAUACAAAAAUGUAGAUAUAAUGAAAGAAUUAGUUUAUAAUUUCUCCAAUAUAAAAAUAUGUAAUAAUAAAUUUCAUUUAUUUAAUCAAAAAUCUUUUGAUGGUAAAAAUGUAUCAGGAGUUAAUUUAUUUAAAAAUUUACUUCUUUUUGUUUAUUGUAACAAUGAAUUAUUAGAUGAUAAUGUCUUAGACAUUUUAUUAGAACUUUAUAUGCUUUUACCAUUUUGUUAUCAUCCAUAUAUUUAUAUGGUUAACAAUAUUAAAAGUAAUGCGGAUGAAAAAAACAACUCUAAUGAUUUACAUAAAUAUGAUGUCUUAAAUAGUCAAACAAAAAAAAAAAGUGAAUCAUUAGUAAAUGAAUUAGUUAGUAAAGAUAAUAAAAAAUUCAAUAAUAAUCAUAGAAAUGAAAAAUAUUUAGAAAUGGGUUAUUAUUACAAUAAAAAUAUAAUUGACUCUCUUAUAUAUAUAUGCAAAAAGUCAAAUUUUAACAAGUUAGAUGCAUUAUUAUUUCUUUUAUUGCCUUUUAGAAGUAUACAUAUACAAAUAUAUGAAGGUUAUAGAAAUUAUUAUGACUAUAUCAAAAAUAUAAGUAAAAGUUCAUAUGUAGAUAUCAAUAUAAAAUAUGAUAGCAUUAAUCAAAAAAAAAAAACAUAUGAAUACAACAUAGACGAUAAUAACAGGAGUAGUUUUUCAAGUUGCAAUAUACAUAAAAAUUUUACUAUUAAUAACUUAAUUAAUCUUAGAGAAAAUAAAAAUAAACAUUUUUUAAAGCCUUCAAAUAAUACACAAAGAAAUUCAAGUAUAAUUCAUCCCACUCAUAAAAAUUUUUUUUCCUUAAAUAAUUUAAUUAGUAAAAGAGAGAAAAAAGGAAAAGGACAUGAUUUGAUUAAUAACGAAAUAUUGUUAAGAGUAAAAAAAAUUUUAGUUUCUCAUAAUAUUCACAUAUAUUUAAUUAAAAAAAUAUAUUUAUUCUGGUUUUAUGAUUGCAAACUAAAUGACACUUUAUUUUUUCGAAAAUUAUUGUCAUUUCCUUAUUUUGAUAACACUUCUAUAUCUAUAUAUUUUUCUUCUUUUUGUUUUCUUUUCUAUUAUUAUAUUAUAGUUAAUAUGUAUAAUAAAUUAAUAGAUAUAAAGAAUUACAAAUUUACAAAAACUUUUAUGAUGAAUAAGUGUUUUAAAAAAACUUGUAAACUUUUAGUAUUAUCAUUAUGGAUUGUGCUAAAGGGAUCUAUAAGCACAAUUCAUUACGAAUUAAGAAAUAGAGAUACUAAUGAAAAAAAUAAACACAUUGAGGAAAUAGAAGAAAUUGCUGAUGAGGACAUAUAUAAUGAUGAAGAUGAAGAGUACGAAAAGGAGAUGAACGAAAAAGAAGAGGAAAAUAUAGAGAAGAUAGAAAAUUCGGAGUUUUCUGAAUCUUAUUUUGAUUUAUCAGUACUAAAUUUUCAGAAGAUAGAAUCCUCUUUUGAUAAAGAAAAAGAUAUAUGUAAUUAUAGUAAAGAUAUCGGAAACAAUAAUAAAGAAGAAAUUUAUAAAAUUAAUAGUAAUGAUAUUGAUUAUAGUAGUAGUACUAAUAACAACACUGGUAAUAAUUUUAUGAAUUCUGCCAUUGAGAAAAUUCUCGAUGAUAUUGAUAAUUUAGAUAAAUUUAACAAUUUAAGUGAAAAAUAUUAUGAUAUUAAUGAGAACAAUAAUGAAAAUAAUAAUAUACAUAUAUAUUAUGACUUAUAUGAUAAUGUGAAGAAUAAUAAUUUAAGUAAUAAAAAUUAUGAUGAUUCAUCAUAUACAUCUAAUAUGAUUAACUAUUAUUUAUACAAUAAUGAUAACAAAGGAUUGAGUUAUGUUUUACCUUUAUUAUUAAAAAAAAUGUAUAAAGUAAAUAGUUAUAUAAAUAUAUUUGAGGAAGACUUUUUUGUUAUAAAAGAAACAUUUAAUUUAUUAAAAAAUCGAUUUAAUAUAAUUGGAGAAAGUAAUAAUAUAAAUUACAACAAUAGCAGUUAUGAUGAAGAUUCCUCUUUAUUUAUAGAAAAAAAUGAUAUUUAUUUGAAUAAUAACAUAAAGUAUGUGAAUGUAUUAGCUAACUAUUUAUUAAGAAAUGCUCCCUUUACCUUACCAUUUGAUGAUAGAAUAUUAAUAUUUUAUCAUUUUCGUAAUAAGAGCAAAGAGAGUAUAAGAGAUGAUUCACGAUACAAUUUUCUUGAAAAUAAGCAUAACUUGAUUAGAAGAACAAAUAUAUUAGAGGAUGCUUUCGUUGCAUUACACGCAUUAGAUUCAGUCCAACUAAAACAAAAUAUUAGAAUAGCUUUUAUUGAUAAAAAUGGAAAUGAAGAAACAGGUAUAGAUGGAGGGGGGUUAUUUAAAGAAUUUAUUAUUUUAUUAUGCAGAGAAGUAUUUCAUAAUAAUUUUAUUUUAUUUCAGAAUAUUCAAAACAAUACUCUAUUUCCAAAAACUUAUAACAAAAAUGAUAAUUUAAAUUUAUAUGAAUUUUCAGGAAAGAUAGUAGGAAAAGCUAUUUACGAAAGAAUAUUAAUUGAAUCUGUUUUCAAUAAAGUUUUUUUGAAUCUCUUGCUAUUCGACAAUAUUGAUAUAAAUGACUUAUACUUUAUUGAUGAAAAUAUUUUUAAUAGUCUUCUAUAUGUUCAAAAUACAAAGAAUGUAGAAAGUUUAUCUUUAACAUUUUGCAUAUACGAAAAAAGAUCUCCAGAUGGUAGUAUAAAAAAAUAUGAAGAAAUUAAAAAUUAUUUUAAUUUAUUAAGUAAAAAUAUAUUAAAUAAUAAUAAUAAUAGAAACAAUGUGAGUAAUUUCUUUACGCAAAAUACUUUCCACUAUGCAAAUAUGAACAAUUUUUUUAAUAUCAUUGAUAAUUUGGAUGUUUUAAUUAACACACUCAAUAGGAAUCUUUCUUCAUUUUCUCAAAAUAAUUUAUAUAUAGACAAUCCUGCCGUUAUUAAUGGUACAAAUAUAUCAUCAAAUAGAAAUACAUUAAAUUUAAAUAUAGCAAACGAAAAUAGAGAAAAUACAAAUUUAAGAAAUACAUAUACAAAUGAUGAAGAAAAUGAUAUUUUAAAUAAUAAUAAUAAUGAUAAUUAUAUUUCAAAUGAAGAUAACGAAAAUGCAAUUAAUAUAAACUACGAUAAAGAAGAUUUAGAGUGUAUUGACUUAAUUGAAAAUGGACGUAACGUAGUUGUGAAUGAUAAAAAUAAGAAAUUAUAUAUAAAAUUAUACAUAAAUUACAAAUACAAUAAAUUGAUAAAAAAAAAAACUCAAUAUUUUUUAAAAGGAUUAUCCCAACUAAUUCCUGCUAAAUGGUUUAAACUUUUUAGUGCACAUGAAUUGAAAACAUUAAUAUCAGGAAAUGAUAAAUGCUUCGAUGUAGAUGAUUUAAGAAAAAAUGUUGUAUAUGGUGGUGGUUAUAAUGAAAAUAGCCAAACUGUUUUACAUUUAUUUGAAAUUUUAAAAAAUUUUUCAGCAAAAGAAAAAAGUUUGUUUCUUAUGUUUGUAACUAGCUGCUCUAGAUCUCCUCUAUUAGGUUUUCAAGAACUUAAUCCCAAAUUUUGUAUUUUUAGAGUAAGAGAUUUUAAUAGAUUGCCAACUGCAUCAACUUGUGUGAAUUUAUUAAAAUUACCUGAUUAUUUAUCAAAAGAAAUAUUAUACAAAAAUUUAAUAACAGCUAUAAAUGAUACACAAGGUUUUGAUUUAAGCUAA